AUGAGGCUAGAUUACGAUCCGGAAUAUGCGGUUGCAGGCCUGGCAUUUCUUGUCGCGCUGUGCUCUUUUCCGUAUCUUCGAAGACUUCGUGUAAUCACCCGUGCCAAGAAUCCACAGCAGGAUGGGCUCACAUACGAGGAUGAAGAUGGAGCUGCAAAUGAAGAUUCAAUAGCUCGAUUCUCCAACAAAGCCCAAUUCAUUGCCAUAUUUGUUAUCGCACUGUUGGCAAUUGCACUCUCGUGCGCAGCUGCUAUUUUCACCGCCGUCAAUCAUAAGUUUGAACCUGGGUAUUCUGGGAUACCUCUGUUGGGAUCAUGGUGGCUGUUUUUCGCCUGGAUACUUUUGUUUUUGCAAUUUUUGGUCGCGUCGCGAGAAGUUGAACCAGUAACAAGAUUUAACAGCGUAACAUCGAGCGGCAGAACAUGUUUCUUGAUCAUUGGUAUCGCUUCAAUCACUCUUAACGGAAUACGCGGCCUCUAUUAUGUGGAGCGAGACAGGCAUUUUAUCACUUCAAUCUUGAUAUGGAUUCAAAUUGGUGCGGCUGUCGCUUUGAUCGGAACAAUCGCUUCCAUCAAACGUCGCCCAGAUGUGUUUGGCCCAGAUGGAAGAGUCGUCGACUCACAGAGGACACUCAGUCUUUGGUCUAGAUAUAGCUUCGACUGGCCUAUGAAUGUGCUUCGGGCAGCAGCCUCGGAAAAGUUUGAGAAUUCUAAUCUACCCGCAAUGGACUACACGGUUAGAUCAGAAAAUGCUACUGCAAGCUUCAAGGACAUCAUCUUCAAGGGUGAUCGCCUUCCGCUAUGGGCGCACAUUAUGUGGAAGUUUCGGUGGCGGUUCAUUUGGAUGUGGGGAGCUCUUCUUUUCACAAACUUCUUUGACGUCGCUCCCGCCUUUGCGAACUUGCAACUACUUCGUCACCUCGAGACUCGCGAACAUUUCGACAUUAUUGAUCCCGUCGCGUGGAAAUGGGUUGCUGCAAUUGUUGGUGCUACGAUAAGCUCGCGCUUGGUCGACUCCAGAGUCAUGUGGUCUGAGACGGCCGACAUUGUUGUCCCGAUGAGAUCAACUUUAACCGGAAUGAUGUACGAAAAAUUGAUGAAAAUGGAGGAUUCGCUUCAUAUCCCCAAGGAAGAGUCUUCGGAUCCAGACGCGAAGAAGGCCGAUGAUGGAAAUGAGCAAGAGCAGCAACCAAACAUGAGAUCACAGCAGGACAUCGUCAACAUGUUCUCAGUCGACUGCGACGCGAUCGCAAGAUUUGGAUCUCAGAGUGGGCAAUAUGUAAACUGCGGAGGACAAUUCACCAUAAUUACCAUCUUCUUGCUGUACCUUGUCGGUUGGCAAAGCCUGUGCGCUGGAAUGUUGGGAAUUUUGGUCCUCUUUCCGAUCAACAGAGCUCUUGCUUCACGAUACGGCGGCAACCAAAAGAUUCUCAUGAAGCUUCGUGACAAAAGGUCUACGAUAAUUACAGAGGCUCUUCAGGGAAUCCGACAGAUCAAGUUCUCCGCAAUCGAAACUCAGUGGACGGAGAAGAUUGAGAAUAUUCGUGAAGAGGAGCUUUCGAUGCUCUGGAGGACGAGAAUCAACAACAUUUACAUGGCGAUUGCUUCAGAAUUUACUCCCAUUGUCUUGACGUCGCUUUCUUUGGCCACCUAUUCAUACAUCAACGGGACACUGCUGCCAUCAGUCGCUUUUACCGCCAUUACUCUAUUCAUGUUCCUCGAAGGAAUCGUGGGUCAUAUUCCGCUGUUGUUGGUUACGGCCAUUAAUGCCAAGGUGAGCUGUGACAGAAUCGAUAAGUUCUUUCGCGCCCCGAACAAAACGGAGAAUGUCCAUCCGGGCCCUGCAGUAUCAUUCCACGAUGCGACCGUCACGUUUCCAUUUGGUUCUGAAGAUCCCACCGACGACCGCUUUGCUCUGCGCAAGAUCAACCUUGACUUUCCCAAUGGCUGCCUAAGCGUUAUUUCCGGACCGACUGGAUCUGGAAAAUCACUCCUCCUUUCAGCCAUUUUAGGCGAGGCAGAGGUCUUGAGUGGUUAUAUUCAAGCCCCAAAAGCCCCUGCUCCAGAGCAACGAUUUGAUAGCAAGGCGACGGCUGCUAAUUGGAUCCUUCCUACGGCUGUUUGCUUUAUUUCUCAGACUCCAUGGAUUGAAAACGCUACCAUCAAGAACAACGUCCUCUUUGGCCUCCCAUUUGACCCUAUUCGAUACGAGAAAGUCCUUGACGCUUGUGCUCUAUCCCGAGAUCUCAGCCUGUUUGAAGACGGUGAUGAAACUGAGGUUGGAGCUCAAGGAGUGACUCUGAGUGGUGGACAGAAGUGGCGACUGACUCUAGCACGAGCACUUUACUCAAGGGCCGGUAUUAUGAUUAUCGACGAUGUCUUUAGCGCUCUUGACGCGCAUGUUGGAAAGCAUGUCUUUGCAAACGCACUUCUCGGUGAGCUUGCGAAGGGUAGAACUCGAAUUCUGGUCACUCACCAUUCGUCACUAUGCCUUCCGCGUGCUGACUACGCUGUGCAUCUCGUCAAUGGAGUUGUCGAACACUCUGGCUCAGUAGAGGAACUGCGACGCACUGGUAUCCUGGAGCACAUAAUUGAAGCAGAUGAGGCUGAAGAAGCUCACAGAGAUGUUAAUGCAAAAUCGACAGGACAGCUUGCCACAACCCCGGCGCUGGAUUCGACACCCAAGGCUAAGGCGGCUCCAAAGAGACUUGUUGAAGACGAGAAGCGAGAGGUUGGUAGAGUCAAAACAGCCGUCUAUGCUGGAUACCUCAAAGCCUUCAGCGGAAUCCCUUUCUGGUCUUUUCUUAUACUUCUAUUCGCUAUCGCACAGAGUCUCACCCUUGGCCGUACGUAUUGGAUCAAAAUAUGGGCCAGUUCAUAUGAGCAAGUCGACAACACUAUGCAUGUCAUGGUCUAUCAAUAUAAGAAGACGCUGCAGACACAAUUCUUCAGCCAGCCCAUGGACUAUGCGAACACGACAAAUGCGGCUACGAGCUUUCAAGGCGAGACUCAGGCUAGAAGCCUCUGGUUCUAUCUUGGAGUAUACUGCUUAAUAUCGACAAUCUCCGUGUUGAUAUCCGUCAGUCGUCUCUACUGUGUCUAUACCGGCUCACUCCGUGCAUCGCGGAAGAUUUUCCAGGGCAUUUUGCGCAGCGUGCUUCGAGCACCCCUCCGAUGGCUAGAUACUGUGCCGACUGGAAGAAUUCUGAAUAGGUUCACUGGCGAUUUCACUAGCAUGGACUCUUCAUUGGCUACAAACUUCUAUUACUUUGCCACUGUGACCUGGGAAAUGCUUGGCAUCUUGGUGGCAGCUCUUUUCGUUUCGCCAUUCAUGAUCAUCAUUGCCAUCGUUCUUCUCGUCGCCUGUGCUUACUUCGCUCAACAAUACAUGGCUGCAGCACGAACUCUCAAGAGACUCGAAUCCACCAACAAAUCUCCUGUCAUCUCUCACUUCGCGUCUUCGCUCAGCGGUCUAUCAACCCUCAGAGCUUUCUCAAAGGCACCCGAAUUUACCCAGCGGAUAUUCGCUCUUAUUGAUGACUGGGCAGCUUGCAGUUGGUACAUCACCGCCUUUCGCAUGUGGCUCAUGAUUCGCAUCGGCAUUACGGCCUCCAUGUUUGCUGCCGUAAUUGGCGUUUUCGUUGUUACUACGCCCAAUAUCGAUGCCAGUUUAGCCGGCUUUGUCCUUUCUUUUGCAUUGAACUUUGGACAUGCUAUCAACUGGGGCAUUUCUGUGUCUACGCAGACAGAACUUGAUAUGAACGCCACGGAGCGCAUCUUUGAGUACCAAAAUCUCGAAAUCGAAAACCAGGGUGGAGAGGAAGUGCGCGCAAGCUGGCCUGAGGAAGGUAGAAUCGAGGUUGAGAAGCUAGAAGUGGGCUAUGCGGAGGGCUUGCCUUCUAUUCUGAAGGGCUUGAGCUUUACUGCCGAACGCAAUCAGCGCAUUGGAAUCGUGGGUAGAACCGGUGGAGGAAAAUCAACCUUAUCACUGGCCCUCUUCCGCUUCCUUCAAACCAGGUCCGGCAGCAUUACGAUUGACGGCGUCGAUAUUUCCAAGAUCAAACUCUCAGAUCUGCGCACCCGUCUGGCCAUUAUUCCACAGGACCCUUUCCUAUUUUCAGGCACUAUUCGAACGAACCUCGAUCCCUUCGGCCAGUUUAGCGACUACGAGCUUCAAAAGGCGUUGAUGCGGGUUCAUCUCAUUUCCUCAAAUCCAGCUCCCACCGCCACCGAGAAUGAUUCGGACGUAAACUCUGCUCUCUCGCUUUCGUCCCCGGUCGCAUCCGGUGGUUCUAACCUUUCACAAGGCCAGAAGCAAUUGCUCUGCCUUGCACGUGCGAUUUUGUCACGUCCAAAAGUUCUGCUCUUGGAUGAGGCGACAUCAGCCGUCGAUAUGGAGACUGAUAGACUGAUUCAGGACUCCAUUCGUCAGGAGUUUUCUGACUCGACGCUGCUUGUUAUCGCCCAUCGAUUAAGCACUGUAGUUGACUUUGAUCGGAUAUUGGUGAUCAAGGAUGGUGUGACCGCGGAGUUUGGUACGCCAAAGGAGUUGCUGGAGAUUGAGGACGGUAUAUUCAAGGAGAUGAUUUCUCACAGUGGUGAGAAAGACGAAUUGGUGAGAUUGAUUUCAGCAAAAUAG
Molecule: messenger RNA, 4638 nt
Organism: Trichoderma breve
Lineage: Eukaryota; Fungi; Ascomycota; Sordariomycetes; Hypocreales; Hypocreaceae
Product: ABC transporter domain-containing protein
Exons: 4
Coding region: 1-4638 (1545 amino acids)
Biological process (GO): transmembrane transport
Cellular component (GO): membrane
Molecular function (GO): ATP hydrolysis activity; ABC-type transporter activity; ATP binding
Source: RefSeq, a predicted model, not a curated record